Molecule: messenger RNA, 762 nt
Organism: Rattus norvegicus (Norway rat)
Lineage: Eukaryota; Metazoa; Chordata; Mammalia; Rodentia; Muridae
Source: RefSeq, a predicted model, not a curated record
AUUGCAUUCGGCCUGUAGGACCUUCCCAAAAUGGCGAAACAACACAGGCGCGUCACUUCCUGUACCAUACCGGAUAUAAGGAACAGGAUUUCCGCUUUCGCUCCUUUCCGGCGGUGACGACCUCCCUACGAGAACAUGCCUCUCGCAAAGGAUCUCCUUCAUCCUUCUCCAGAAGAGGAGAAGAGGAAACACAAGAAAAAGCGCCUGGUGCAGAGCCCCAAUUCCUACUUUAUGGAUGUGAAAUGCCCAGGAUGCUAUAAAAUCACCACGGUCUUUAGCCAUGCACAAACGGUAGUCUUGUGUGUUGGCUGCUCCACUGUACUCUGUCAGCCUACAGGUGGAAAAGCAAGGCUGACAGAAGGUAAGUGGUCUCGCUUUUGGGGUUUUGGCCUUAGGAUCCUAAGGUGAAAGAUCGCGUAGAAUGCAAACCUUCAGGCUAAUAAAGCCUGCUGCACUCCUGUUAAAAAGUAGGUUAUUACUGGUAGUUCUGAGCAUAAAGCACUAUUGCUUAAAGUUGGGGUGGGCUAGCUUUGCUGGGUUUCCAGGUGGCUACAUAUGAUAGGGAGUGGUGACUAUAAUAGGGAUUAGCUAGUAGAAUUGAGAACACAUGUAGCAUUCUGCAGAUGAAACAGCAACAGUGGCAGGCUGAUGUAACAUUUGCACCUUUUUCUUCCAGGAUGCUCCUUCAGGAGGAAGCAGCACUGAAAGCCCCUGAUUCAAGAUGAGUGGGAACGUUCCCAAUAAACACAUUUUGGAUAUAUA